This is a messenger RNA of Anneissia japonica, 2962 nucleotides long. Its product is annotated as cell surface glycoprotein 1-like. The record is from RefSeq and is a predicted model, not a curated record. The annotation marks the transcript as partial. The transcript has a single exon. NCBI's taxonomy places the organism in Eukaryota, Metazoa, Echinodermata, Crinoidea, Comatulida, Comatulidae.
AUGCAUAAAGAGAAAACACCAGAGGCAUCCGAUGUACCUGUUACUCCAAUUCAUGAAGAUAAAACAGUUGCUACUGAUGCUCCCACUAUACCGGUUGAUGUUCAUCAAAAAGAAACAACAAAACCCACUGACGCAACUACUGCUCCAGAUGCACAUGUAACUCCAGUUGAUGAAGAUAAAACAGAAACAGAAAGAGUUACAGAUGCACCUGUUACUCCAUUUGAUAAAGAAUCAAUAACGGAAGGUGUUACCGAUGAACCUACUUCUCAGGUCGAUGUUCAUGAAGGGAAAACACGAAAGCCAACAGAUGCACCGGUUACUCCAGUUCCUGAACAUCAAACAGAAAGUGUUACCGAUGAUCCUACUACUACUACUGAGGAUAUGCAUAAAGAGAAAACACCAGAGGCAUCCGAUGUACCUGUUACUCCAGUUCAUGAAGAUAAAACAGUUGCUACUGAUGCUCCCACUAUACCGGUUGAUGUUCAUCAAAAAGAAACAACAAAACCCACUGAUGCAACUACUGCUCCAGAUGCACCUGUAACUCCAGUUGAUGAAGAAAAAACAGAAAGAGUUACAGAUGCACCUGUUACUCCAUUUGAUAAAGAAUCAAUAACGGAAGGUGUUACCGAUGAACCUACUUCUCAGGUCGAUGUUCAUGAAGGAGAAACACGAAAGCCAACAGAUGCACCGGUUACACCAGUUCCUAAACAUCAAACAGAAAGUGUUACCGAUAAACCUUUUACUACUGUGGAUGUGCAUAAAGAGAAAACAUCAGAGGCAUCCGAUACACCUGUUACUCUAAUUCAUGGAGAUAAAACAGUUGCUACUGAUGCUCCCACUAUACCGGUUGAUGUUCAUCAAAAAGAAACAACAAAACCCACUGAUGCAACUACUGCUCCAGAUGCACCUGUAACUCUAGUUGAUGAAGAAAAAACAGAAACAGAAAGAGUUACAGAUGCACCUGUUACUCCAUUUGAUAAAGAAUCAAUAACGGAAGGUUUUACCGAUGAACCUACUUCUCAGGUCGAUGUUCAUGAAGGGAAAACACGAAAGCCAACAGAUGCACCGGUUACUCCAGUUCCUGAACAUCAAACAGAAAGUGUUACCGAUGAACCUACUACUACUGUGGAUGUGCAUAAAGAGAAAACACCAGAGGCAUCCGAUGUACCUGUUACUCAAAUUCAUGAAGAUAAAACAGUUGCUACUGAUGCUCCCACUAUACCGGUUGAUGUUCAUCAAAAAGAAACAACAAAACCCACUGACGCAACUACUGCUCCAGAUGCACCUGUAACUCCAGUUGAUGAAGAAAAAACAGAAAGAGUUACAGAUGCACCUGUUACUCCAUUUGAUAAAGAAUCAAUAACAGAAAGUGUUACGGAUGAAUCUACUUCCCCGGUUGAUGUUCAUGAAGGAGAAACACGAAAGCCAACAGAUGCACCGGUUACACCAGUUCCUAAACAUCAAACAGAAAGUGUUACCGAUAAACCUACUACUAUUGUGGAUGUGCACAAAGAGAAAACAUCAGAGGCAUCCGAUACACCUGUCACUCCAAUUCAUGAAGAUAAAACAGUUGCUACUGAUGCUUCCACUAUACCGGUUGAUGUUCAUCAAAAAGAAACAACAAAACCCACUGAUGCAACUACUGCUCCAGAUGCACCUGUAACUCCAGUUGAUGAAGAAAAAACAGAAACAGAAAGAGUUACAGAUGCACCUGUUACUCCAUUUGAUAAAGAAUCAAUAACGGAAGAUGUUACCGAUGAACCUACUUCUCAGGUCGAUGUUCAUGAAGGGAAAACACGAAAGCCAACAGAUGCACCGGUUACUCCAGUUCCUGAACAUCAAACAGAAAGUGUUACCGAUGAACCUACUACUACUACUACUGUGGAUUUGCAUAAAGAGAAAACACCAGAGGCAUCCGAUGUACCUGUUACUCCAAUUCAUGAAGAUAAAACAGUUGCUACUGAUGCUCCCACUAUACCGGUUGAUGUUCAUCAAAAAGAAACAACAAAACCCACUGAUGCAACUACUGCUCCAGAAGCACCUGUAACUCCAGUUGAUGAAGAAAAAACAGAAACAGAAAGAGUUACAGAUGCACCUGUUACUCCAUUUGAUAAAGAAUCAAUAACGGAAGGUGUUACCGAUGAACCUACUUCUCCGUUCGAUGUUCAUGAAGGGAAAACACGAAAGCCAACAGAUGCACCGGUUACUCCAGUUCCUGAACAUCAAACAGAAAGUGUUACCGAUGAACCUACUACUACUACUGUGGAUAUGCAUAAAGAGAAAACACCAGAGGCAUUCGAUGUACCUGUUACUCCAAUUCAUGAAGAUAAAACAGUUGCUACUGAUGCUCCCACUAUACCGGUUGAUGUUCAUCAAAAAGAAACAACAAAACCCACUGAUGCAACUACUGCUCCAGAUGCACCUGUAACUCCAGUUGAUGAAGAUAAAACAGAAACAGAAAGAGUUACAGAUACACCUGUUACACCAUUUGAUAAAGAAUCAAUAACAGAAAGUGUUACGGAUGAAUUUACUUCUCCGGUUGAUAUUCAUGAAGGAGAAACACGAAAGCCAACAGAUGCACCGGUUACUCCAGUUCGUGAACAUCAAACUGAAAGUGUUACCGAUGAACCUAUUACUACUGUGGAUAUGCAUAAAGAGAAAACACCAGAGGCAUCCGAUGUACCUGCUACUCCAGUUCAUGAAGAUAAAACAGAAGUUGCUACCGAUGCAUCUGCUACUCUAGUUUAUGAUGAAACAAAAGUUGCUACUUAUGCUCCCACAAUACCGGUUGAUGUUCAUCAAAAAGAAACAACAAAACCCACUGAUGCAACUACUGCUCCAGAUGCACCUGUAACUUCGGUUGAUGAAGAUAAAACAGAAACAGAAAGAGUUACAGAUGCACCUGUUACUCCAUUUGAUAAAGAAUCAAUAACAGAAGGUGCUACAGAGACUAAUUAUGCAG